This is a messenger RNA of Paramormyrops kingsleyae, 1895 nucleotides long. RefSeq names its product collagen beta(1-O)galactosyltransferase 2b (gene colgalt2b). Lineage: Eukaryota; Metazoa; Chordata; Actinopteri; Osteoglossiformes; Mormyridae. Gene Ontology annotation, molecular function: procollagen galactosyltransferase activity. The record is from RefSeq and is a predicted model, not a curated record.
AUGCCGACGCUUGGAGUCGUGGCCGUGAGCCUGUUGCUGGCCGCCCUCGCGUCCCGCUGCUCCCCAGAACUGGCGAGUCAGGAACCGGUUCGGCCCGAAUCGUCCCUUAUGCAGCCGAAAGUGAUGAUCGCCAUCCUGGCUCGUAACGCCGCGCACAGCCUCCCACGCUACCUGGGCUGCAUUGACAGGCUGGAUUAUCCCAAGGACCGUAUCGCCAUCUGGGCUGCCACCGACCACAGCGUGGACAACACCACCGCCAUGCUGCGGGACUGGCUGCGCCGGGUGCAGGGCCAGUAUCACUAUGUGGAGUGGAGGCCGAUGGCGGAGCCCCCCUCUUACACAGAUGAGUGGGGGCCAAAGCACUGGUCCAUCUCCCGCUUCAGUCACGUGAUGAAGCUGAGACAAGCGGCAUUGAGAGCAGCAAGAGAACACUGGGCAGACUACGUUCUGUUUGCAGACAGUGACAACCUACUUACGAACCCCCGUGUGCUGACGCUGCUGAUGGCUGAGAACCGAACCCUCGUGGCCCCCAUGCUGGAGUCGCGCUCCCUCUACUCCAACUUCUGGUGUGGCAUCACCCCCCAGGGGUACUACAGGCGCACCCCCGAGUACCAGCCCAUCCGCGAGUGGAAGCGGCAGGGCUGCUUCACCGUGCCCAUGGUGCACUCCACCUUCCUGCUGGACCUGCGGCGGGUGGCCAGCCGCACACUGACCUUCCACCCCCCCCACCCGGACUACAGCUGGACCUUCGACGACAUCAUGGUCUUUGCCUUCUCUGCGCGGCAAGCAGGCGUGCAGAUGUACGUGUGCAACAGAGAGCACUACGGCUUCCUGCCUGUGCCCCUCAAGCCCCAGCUGGGCCUGGAGGACGAGGCCGAGAGCUUCGCCCAUUCCGUGGCCGAGGCGCUCCUUGACCAUAACAUAGGACCGUCGGAGAACCUGUAUGUUCCGCCCACAGCCCAGGAUAGGAUGGGCUUUGACGAGAUCUUCUUGAUCAACCUGAAGCGGCGUUUGGACAGGCGGAGGCGGAUGCUGAGCACACUAGAGACCCUGGGCAUUGUGGUGACGCUGACGGAUGCAGUGGAUGGCAGGGCUCUGAACACGUCCCAGAUCCAGGCGUUGGGUAUCGAGAUGAUUCCCGGCUACAGCGACCCGUAUUCGGGCCGUGUUCUGACCCGCGGGGAGAUCGGCUGCUUCCUGAGCCACCACCAAACCUGGACGCAGGUGGUGGAGCGUGGAUUGCGGCAGGUGCUGGUGCUGGAGGACGACAUCCGGUUCGAACCCAGGUUCAAGAGCCGGCUGAGGACCAUCAUGGAGAACAUCGAUCAGGCCGGGCUGGACUGGGAUCUCGUAUACGUGGGUAGGAAGCGGAUGCAGGUGAAGCAGCCGGAGCAGUCGGUGGCUGGCGUGGACAAUCUGGUGGUGGCAGACUACUCCUACUGGACACUGGGCUAUGCGCUGUCCCUCCAGGGAGCCCGGAAGCUUCUGCGGGCUCAGCCUUUCGGCAAGAUGCUGCCCGUGGACGAGUUCCUGCCCGUCAUGUUCAACAAGCACCCGAAGGUGGAGUACAUGGCACACUUCGCAGAACGGGACCUGCGCGCCUUCUCCGUGGAACCGCUGCUGCUGUACCCAACACACUACACGGGCGAGCCGGGCUACGUCAGCGACACGGAGACCUCCACCAUCUGGGACGACGAGGCGGUGAGCACCGACUGGGACCGGGAGCACACCCGCAAGACGGCGCAGCAGGGCCACAUCCAGCCGGCGGCGCAGAACAGCGUGACGGGGGAGACACCCCCCCCCGCCGCCCACGCCUCCCGCGAUGAUCUGUGACCCCCCCUCCGAGGCGAAGGGGCUAUGUAUGGCUCACACACGACCAUCUGCAGCAAAGCAGC